AGACUAUAUUUCCAUGUGAGUGACGGAGAACCAGUUACAACCUAUUGAAACACACAUACAGCUUGUUCUCAGAACACUGGGGAAUGGAAUGUAUUGUUUUGUGUAAAUAAAGUUUGAGCUGAGCUGCCUUCCUCCCCCCUCCCCGGUGACUGGGAGGUCAGCUGACUGGGCUUGCUCAGGCAGUCACAUGACGCGCCUCACUCCGGUGACAGUAGUCUGAGGCCGAGCUGCGGGAAGGACGUAUCACUCACUAGGGACUGAACAUGGCAGGCCUGGCCAGGGGGAAGCUGAUCGCGGUGAUCGGAGAUGAGGAUACCUGCACCGGGUUCUUGCUGGGCGGCAUCGGAGAGCUGAAUAAAAACCGUAAACCGAACUUCUUGGUGGUGGAGAAGGAGACCAGCGUGACGGAGAUAGAGGAAACCUUCCGGUGAGCCAACCGGGGUGUGAGAGGGGGAUGGGCAGUCGGAUACCGGGGAGACAUUGUGAUUACCGAGAGCGGUUCAUAUAAACAUCAGGUGGAACUCUGUGAGGGUGUUCAGAGAAUAUAGAAUACUACAGAUAGAGCAAGCUCUGCCCUAUGGGCUAAUCGGAGAAUAUAGAAUACUACAGAUAGAGCAAGCUCUGCCCUAUGGGCUAAUCGGAGAAUAUAGAAUACUAUACAUAGAGCAAGCUCUGCCCUAUGGGCUAAUCGGAGAAUAUAGAAUACUACAGAUAGAGCAAGCUCUGCCCUAUGGGCUAAUCGGAGAAUAUAGAAUACUACAGAUAGAGCAAGCUCUGCCCUAUGGGCUAAUCGGAGAAUAUAGAAUACUAUACAUAGAGCAAGCUCUGCCCUAUGGGCUAAUCGGAGAAUAUAGAAUACUACAGAUAGAGCAAGCUCUGCCCUAUGGGCUAAUCGGAGAAUAUAGAAUACUACAGAUAGAGCAAGCUCUGCCCUAUGGGCUAAUCGGAGAAUAUAGAAUACUACAGAUAGAGCAAGCUCUGCCCUAUGGGCUAAUCGGAGAAUACAGAAAACUAUACAUAGAGCAAGCUCUGCCCUAUGGGCUAAUCAGAGAAUACAGAAAACUAUACAUAGAGCAAGCUCUGCCCUAUGGGCUAAUCAGAGAAUACAGAAAACUAUACAUAGAGCAAGCUCUGCCCUAUGGGCUAAUCAGAUAAUCUAGAAUACUAUAACUAGAGCAAGCUCUGUCCUAUGAGCUAAUCAGAUAAUCUAGAAUACUAUACCUAGAGCAAGCUCUGUCCUAUGGGCUAAUCAGAUAAUCUAGAAUACUAUACCUAGAGCAGGCUCUGUCCUAUGGGCUAAUCAGAUAAUCUAGAAUACUAUACCUAGAGCAGGCUCUGUCCUAUGGGUUAAUCAGAUAAUCUAGAAUACUAUACCUAGAGCAGGCUAUGUCCUAUGGGCUAAUCAGAGACCUCUUGUAAUGGGGUGAUGUGAUGAAGAUGUGUCAGCCCCCAAUUUACCCCUCGAGGAAAGAAGGAUCACCCAUGGAGUUAUCAGGACAAAGUGCAGUCUAAAUGGGAUUAUAUCACCUGUAUCCUUGGGCCUUGAGCACCCAGUGCUGCAG
Pelobates cultripes (western spadefoot toad) is the source of this 1562-nucleotide messenger RNA. The record is from the annotation of a GenBank genome assembly. NCBI's taxonomy places the organism in Eukaryota, Metazoa, Chordata, Amphibia, Anura, Pelobatidae.